Bicyclus anynana (squinting bush brown) is the source of this 1299-nucleotide messenger RNA. RefSeq lists its product as uncharacterized. The transcript has 8 exons. NCBI's taxonomy places the organism in Eukaryota, Metazoa, Arthropoda, Insecta, Lepidoptera, Nymphalidae. The record is from RefSeq and is a predicted model, not a curated record. Gene Ontology annotation, molecular function: serine-type endopeptidase activity. Gene Ontology annotation, biological process: proteolysis. Bases 1 to 1275 code for a protein of 424 amino acids.
AUGCCGAAACGAAUGCCAAAGAAGAAGAGCAAUUACCAGGUCGAAGAUGGGGACACAUUUACAGUUACCGCAAUACCAACAAAUGAUGUUAAGAAUGUAACUACGAGUAUUAAAGCUGCGGCAGUUAAUAAAAGCGUCAAUGAAAUCCACGACAUACCAGAUGAAGGAUGGGAGUUUGAAAACAACACGGUUAUUGACACGAGGAGGAUUUUAUACAGCAAGAGAGUUAGUGAAGGGAAGAGACCUUACAUGGUCUACCUCCAACUAACCAAAGAGUCAGCAAAAGCACACAAGUACCGCGGCUGGUUGUGUGGAGGUGUCAUAGUGGACUCUCACUAUGUGCUGACUUCUGCCGCGUGCGUGGAAGACGCUGAUCGCUUCUACGUUGUCUCUGGCACCACCAAGUUUGUGGACAGCUUUGACUAUAAAAGCGACGACUGCGUUUGCCAUCAUCGGCGCAAGGUUGUGUGGAAAUGCAUUCCUAAAAAUUACAAGUUCGACUUCCAAGACAGCAUAAAAUGGUCAUCCAACGACAUAGCCAUAGUAAAAGUAGACAAACCCUUCAAAUUGGGAGUAUUGGAGAAAGGUUGCGAGUUCGCUACGGAUCUCGUCGCCUACAAUAAUGUCAGCCGGGAGCUGGAGAAGGCUGGCACAAAGGGCUGGAUUGCUGGAUGGGGCAGUGGCAGUAACUUCAGAGAGGGAGUGUACCGCCGGCUCAGGACGGAACAGCUGCCAGGCAACGCGAAGUUCCUCCAAGAGGCCAAGGUGUGUGUGAUGGACAACGAGGCGUGCGCCAAGAAGUGGGCUCAACGGUUCCGGAGCAUCAUCACACAGUACAUGAUCUGCACCAAGGAUGUCAUGAAGCGGCUCAGUGACAUUUGUGAUAAAAGAUAUGCCAACUGCACGGAUGUGGAGACCCGGCGUGAGGAUGACCACCAGCACCGGCUGGACCUGGGCCGACACCUGCGCGACCCUGACGACUACACCGCGCGCCGGACAAACAAGCAGGGCGGCUUUUGUGAGAACGACCACGGCGGGCCCCUCAUAGUGAAGUACCAGGGCAAGGAGCGAGUCAUCGGCGUCAUAUCGGCGUGCAAGAUCGACCCCAAGAGCCACACCUGCCACGGACCCUUCCUCUACACCAGCGUCUUCAGGAACCGACAGUUCAUCUCUUGCGCCAUUCACAAAGACGUUGAAGAAAAUUGUCGGCGAGUUUUCCGAUCAGGCAUCACUCACGAGGAAUGGGAUGUCAAAUGGGACAAGGUUGACGAGUAAGCUUCUAUUUGUUUAAUAGUAGAU